Molecule: messenger RNA, 1810 nt
Organism: Raphanus sativus (radish)
Lineage: Eukaryota; Viridiplantae; Streptophyta; Magnoliopsida; Brassicales; Brassicaceae
Product: AT-hook motif nuclear-localized protein 13
Exons: 5
Coding region: 243-1544 (433 amino acids)
Molecular function (GO): minor groove of adenine-thymine-rich DNA binding
Source: RefSeq, a predicted model, not a curated record
CUCUAUAGAGAGAUUAUCAUAUAUCAGUGAGAAGAAGAGAGGAGAGAGAGUUGUUAGCUAGCUCACACGCUUUCGCAUAAAACUCAAAAACCUGCACUUUCUCGUCUAUUUUCUCGGCAUUCGCGAAACAGAAAACUGUGUCUCCGUGAAAAACCACCACCCCCUAAUUUUAACCCAAAAACCUCCCCCAUAGAGAGAGAGAGAGAAACCGAAAGUUUCUUCCUUUCCUCUUUACUCUCUCGAUGGAUUCUAGAGAACUCAACCACCAACAGCAACAGCAACAGCACCAUCAGCAGCAGCAGUUACAACCACCGCCUGGGAUGCUAAUGGGCUCCUUCAAUCGCAACAACAACCCUAACGCCGCCCCCUCCUCCUUAAUGGGUCCCACCUCCACCACAUCUCAAGCAGCGAUGCACCACCACCGCUUACCUUUCGGCUCUCUCACGCCUCACCUUCAUCACCACCAUCCUCAGCAACAGAUGAUGGAUCAGAAAACGCUCGAGUCUCUCGGAUUCGAAGGAUCGCCUUCCUCCCUUCAUCACCACCAGCACCAGCAGCAGGAGCAGCAGUCGAUGAGAUUCGGGAUCGAGCAGCAGCAGCAGCAGCAACAGGUUAAGAAGAAGCGAGGUAGGCCUAGGAAGUAUGCUCCUGAUGGCAGCAUUGGUCUUGCUUUGGCUCCUACCUCUCCUCUUCCUUCUGCUUCUAAUUCCUACGGCGCUGGAAAUGACGGUGCUGGUGAUAGCGGCGGUGGUGCUAACUCUACCGAUCCGCCUGCUAAACGGAACAGAGGUCGUCCUCCUGGGUCUGGUAAGAAGCAGCUUAAUGCUUUAGGAGGAACAGGAGGAGUAGGGUUUACACCGCAUGUUAUUGAGGUUAAAACUGGAGAGGACAUAGCUAUGAAGGUGGUGGCGUUUACGCAUCAAGGACCACGUGCGAUCUGUAUUCUCUCAGCUACAGGAGCUGUUUCUAGUGUGAUGUUUCGUCAAUCUAGCAAUCCUAGUGGAGUUGUUAAGUAUGAGGGACCAUAUGAGAUUAUUUCUAUGUCAGGCUCUUUCUUGAAUACUGAGAGUAAUGGUACUGUGACUAAAACUGGUAGUCUGAGUGUAUCUCUGGCUAGACCAGAUGGUCAGGUUGUGGGUGGUUGUGUUGCUGGAAUGCUUGUAGCUGGAUCACAAGUUCAGGUCGUAGUUGGAAGCUUUGUACCAGAAGUGAAGAAACCUAAACAAAGCGCAGCGCGAGUUCAGAAUACUACUCCCGAGCCAGCUUCAGCACCAGCCAAUAUGUUGAGCUUUGGUGGUGGUGGUGGUGGACCAGGAAGCCCUCCUCGGUCUCAGGGACAGCAGCAUUCAAGCGACUCAUCAGAAGAAAACGAAAGUAACUCUCCGUUGCACCGUGGUAGCAACAACAAUAACAACAACAACAACAACAACAACAACAAUCAUCACGGACUAUUUGGAAACUCUCCUCCGCCGCAACCACUUCACCAAAUGCCUAUGCAGCAGAUGUACCAUCCUCACCUCUGGCCUGGCCACAAUCCUCAGUAAACAGAGAUGGUCCGUUUCUCAUGGCUGGCUGGUCUCAGUUUACUUCUCUGUUUCCGUUUACACAUGUCUCCUUCAAAUUAGAUUGAGCUUUCUUCUUACUCUCUCAUCAUCUUCUUCUUCUUAUGCUUCCUACUUUCUCUUUACUUCAGCUUUGGUUUUAGAUAAAUAGAGAGACAGAGAUGUUAAAGUAGGUCUCAGUUCAUCUUCUUUAGUUUGUGCCCUUGUUUCUUUUGACUGAUGAUCACAAAGACUUUUCUUUUUUUCUA